Molecule: messenger RNA, 5203 nt
Organism: Danio aesculapii
Lineage: Eukaryota; Metazoa; Chordata; Actinopteri; Cypriniformes; Danionidae
Gene: psip1b
Product: PC4 and SFRS1 interacting protein 1b
Exons: 14
Coding region: 127-4332 (1401 amino acids)
Biological process (GO): regulation of transcription by RNA polymerase II
Cellular component (GO): nucleus
Molecular function (GO): double-stranded DNA binding; transcription coregulator activity
Source: RefSeq, a predicted model, not a curated record
GAGACACUCACUCGUGCACGUCUCCAUGUCCGUUCAUUCAGAGCGUGAAAAUAAUUUUAAUUCGUGUGUUUUCUGAUUUUUAAACUGCAGUGUUUAUUAAAAAUGGUCUUUUUGCUCUAAACUGAUAUGCAGAAAGGAGUAAAGAUGAAAUCUGAUCAGACCACAGAUGAUUUUACUCCAGGUGAUGUUGUGUUUGCGAAGAUGAAAGGUUAUCCUUUCUGGCCUGCCAGGAUUGGAGAAGGAAAAGCCCCCAAAAAUAAGAUCCCCAUCUUCUUUUAUGGGACGCACUCAACAACCUUUCUGUUCUCCAAAGACAUCGUCCACUACUGGCCGAACAAGCAGAAAUAUGCCCAGGCCAACAAACGGGGAGGCUUCGAGGAGGGCAUGUGGGAGAUCGAGAAUGACCCGGGUGUGGGUCUCAGAGGUCAAAAGAAAGCAGCGUUAGUGAAACGGCUGUCAGAGAGUCGACUAAAGUGGAAAAACAAGAAGAAGAAAGCAGAGAAUCAGACUGAAGAAAAGAAACCCCCACAAUCCCCAAAAGAUCCAGUGUCGAAGAGCGAGUCAAAAGCAGCGACGCCACAUAAGAGAGAAACAAAGUCUGAAUCUGUCACACCGAAACAUGACAAGAACACCAAAACACGGUCAACACGCUCCAGAGAUUCACCCGCGAAGACCAGCACAGAUAAAAGACGGACAGAUAAAAUUGUGCCUGCCAGAAAAAUGACAUCGGUGAAGACGAUCACAACCGGGUGGAGACGUCUGCCAUCCAGCGUCAUAUUAGCAAGACGGAUGGAUGCAGCAAAGACUCUUUCGGCUCACAGGAAACAUGUGCUUAAUAGGAAGAUCAUCUCCACAGCGAAGAGAAGGAUUGAUGCUAUUAAUCACAAAAAGUCCUCGAGAAUCACACGCUCGACUGGAGAUCUUGCCGAGGCUACUGAUGAUGUCACCGCGAAGCCGCUAGCUCUCAAAGGCAAACGCAAGCAAACCAAUUCUAAUGUGAAGGAAGACGCUCAUAUUUCUUUUCCAGCGACAGACGUCUCUGCCUCUUCCACUCCGACAGGCUCGAAGAGGAGACGCCUCGAAGAACCUGAGAAGAAGAGCGAGGAUGAGGAGAAAGAGCUGAAGACGAAUGAGGCUCAAUCAAAGGAGAAAAAUAAAGUGGAGAAAAAGAUUGAGAAGCAGAAUGAGAUAGAGAAGAGCAAUGCUGACAAGAACAAGAUGGUGGAGAAGAACGAGGCUGAAAAGAGUGAGUCUAAAAAGAGUGAUGCAAAAAAGGAUGAGUCUAAAAAGAAAGAGACAAAAAAUAUAGAGACGGAAAGGAAAGAGGCAAGAAAUAGUGAGGCAAAAAGCAAAGAACCUUGUAAGGACGAUUCUGAAAAGAAAGACGCAAGAAAGGACAAUUCUGAAAAGAAAGAGACAGAAAGGGUAGAGACAAGAAAUAGCGAGUCUGAAAUGAAAGAGGCAAAAAAUAACGAGUCUGAAAAGAGAGAGGCAGGAAAGAGCGAGUCUGAAAUGAAAGAGGCAGAAACGAAAGAGGCAAGAAAGAAUGAGUCCGGAAAGAAAGAGGCAAGAAAGAGUGAGUCUGAAAAGAGAGAGGCAAGAAAGAACGAGUCUGAAAUGAAAGAUGCAAGAAAGAACGAGUCUGAAAAAGAGGCAAGAAGGAACGAGUCUGAAAAGAGAGAGGCAAGAAAGAGCGUGUCUGAAAUUAAUGAGGCAAAAGAUAACGACUCUGAAAAGAGAGAGACAAGAAAGAGCGAGUCUGAAAUGAAAGAUGCAAGAAAGAGCGAGUCUGAAAUGAAACAGGCAAGAAGAACCGAGUCUGAAAUUAAAGAGUCAGAAAAGAGAGAGGCAAGAAAAAGCGAGUCCGAAAGGAAAGGGGCAAGAAAGAAUGAGUCCGAAAAAAAAGAAGCAGAAAGGGUAGAGACAAGAAAGAACGAGUCUGAAAUGAAAGAGGCAAGAAGAACCGAGUCUGAAAAGAGAGAGGCAAGAAAGAGCGUGUCUGAAAUUAAAGAGGCAAAAGAUAACGACUCUGAAAAGAGAGAGGCAAGAAAAAGCGAGUCCGAAAAGAAAGAUGCAGAAAGGAAAGAGGCAAGAAAGAAUGAGUCCGAAAAGAAAGAGGCAAGAAAGAAUGAGUCUGAAAUGAAAGAGGCAAGAAAGAACGAGUUUGAGAACAAAGAGGCAAGAAAGAAUGAGUCUGAAAAGAAAGAGGCUGAAAGUAAAGAGGCAAGAAAGAGUGAGGCAGAAAGGGUAGAGACUAGAAAGAACGAGUCAGAAAAGAAAGAGGCAAGAAAGAGCGAGUCUGAAAAGAAAGAGGCAAGAAGGAAUGAGUCUGAAAAGAAAGAAGCAAGAAGGAACGAUUCUGAAAAGAAAGAGUCAUGGAGCGAGUCUGAAAAGAAAGAGGCGAGAAGGAAUGAGUCUGAAAAGAAAGAGGGAAGAAGGACUGAGUCUGAAAAGAGAGAGACAGGACGGGGCAAGUCCGAAAAGAAAGAGGCUAGAAAGAAUGAGCCUGAAAAGAAAGAGGCAAGAAGAAGCGAGUCUGAAAAGAGAGAGACAAGAAGGAGCGAGUCUGAAAAGAGAGAGACAAGAAGGAGCGAGUCUGAAAAGAGAGAGACAAGAAGGAGCGAGUCUGAAAAGAGAGAGGCAAGAAGGAGCGAGUCUGAAAAGAGAGAGGCAAGAAGGAGCGAGUCCGAAAAGAAAGAGGCUAGAAGGAGCGAGUCUGAAAAAAAAGAGGCUAGAAGGAACGAGUCCGAAAAGAAAGAGGCUAGAAGGAGCGAGUCCGAAAAGAAAGAGGGUAGAAGGAACGAGUCCGAAAAGAAAGAGGCAAGAAGGAGCGAGUCCGAAAAGAAAGAGGGUAGAAGGAACGAGUCCGAAAAGAAAGAGGCAAGAAGGAGCGAGUCCGAAAAGAAAGAGGCAAGAAGGAGCGUGUCUGAAAAGAAAGAGGCUAGAAGGAGCGAGUCUGAAAAGGAGGCUAGGAGCGAGUCUGAAAAGAAAGAGGCUAGACGGAGCGAAUCCGAAAAGGAGGCUAGAAGGAGCGAAUCCGAAAAGAAGGCUAGGAGGAGCGAGUCCGAAAAGAAAGACGCUAGAAGGAGCGAGUCCGAAAAGAAAGACGCUAGAUGGAGCGAGUCCGAAAAGAAAGACUCUAGAAGGAGCGAGUCUAAAAAGAAAGACUCCAGAAGGAGCGAGUCUGAAAAGGAGGCAAGAAGCGAGUCCCAAAAGAAAGAGGCUAGAAGGAGCGAGUCUGAAAAGAGAGAGACAAGAAGGAGCGAGUCUGAACUGAAAGAGGCAAGAAAGAACGACUCUGAAAAAGAGGCAAGAAGCAACGAGUCUGAAAAGAAAGAGGCAAGACAGAACGAGUCUGAAAAAGAGGAAAGAUGGAACGAGUCUGAACUGAAAGAGGCAAGAAGGAACGAGUCUGACAAGAGUGAUGCAGAAAAGGAUGCAGUGGAGAAAAACAAAGCUGAAAAGAGUAAGGUAGAAAUGAAGAAAGAGGCAAAGCUGAUUGAGGCUGAAAAGAACAAGUUGCCGGAGAAGAGGAAAGAGAUUAAUGAGAAGGAACAGAGAGAGACGAUGACUAAACCCAAACAGACGAAGAGUUGCGCUCCUGUAGCCACUGAUGAGACGCAAGAGGAGAAGAAACCCAGAGAUGAAGAGAGGUGUAAGAUCCUGGCAGAAAAGAGGCAGAGUGUGCUGAAGUCUCUGCAGGGUUUGGUCACGUCCACCAGAGGGAAGACUCAGAGCGGCUCUGAGCAAACAGCAGAGUCUGAGGAGCCGCGGAAAGAAAGGAACCACAGGCUGAAGAAACCAGCGGAGGACGAGAAGGACAUGGAGAAGAGGAAAGAACAGGAGAAGAGGAAUACUGAACAGCAGAUUAUUAGCAGUAAAGAAGAAGAGCGCAGAGCUCAAUCUCUAUCAGUCACAGAUUCUCUGCUCUAUCGUCUUCAUGGUGACAUCAGGAUAUCAAUGACGCUAGAAAAUCCGGAUGUCAGUAAGUGUUUAUCGGCGCUGGAUGAGUUGAGCAACGUCCCCGUUUCAUCACGAAACAUCCAGAACCACAGCGAGCUCAUUGACACGCUCCGAAAGAUGCGCUGGUUUCGUGGCAGCGAGGCCAUCAUGUUUAAAGCCUCCAUGCUGUAUCACCGAUUUAAAAACAUCUACCUCAUCGGGGACGCAGACGAGACCCUGAGCCAGGAGUACAUUAACUCUCUCCAGCAGGAGAGAGAAAGAGAAAUAGAGGAGCGGCACAGAGACGCAGUUCUCAAUGAAGAGACCCGAGAGAUGAAACCAGCGCAUCAAACCACUGGACAUGUGCCUCACAGUGCGGACCGAAGCUGACGUGAGGAAGACACCGGACUUCACUUCUUGUUUUUAACUCUUUUUGCGCUAUUAUUCUGGAGUAAGGCAUUUUAUCCAUCAUCUUCGUUUUAUCCGGCCGCUGAGGGUGUUAUUUAUUCACACUGAGAUGAAGAAGAGCGCAGUGUUUUCCUCUCGGAGCUUUAAUGCGAUGACGUCAGUGUUUGUCAUCAUCACACAGGCAGAAACACAGACACGAUACACUAUAAAGCAGUCAUAUUUCUCUGCGUUUAUCCUGUCAGUUCAUUUAAAUAACACUCAUUAAGUGCUGAAGAAUUAAAGGCGUUACUGUUGUCAAUGUUGUUUUUAAGGUCUGAUCGAUGCGAGUGGAACUGACAGGAUAAAGACGAUCAGAUUUAUGCUCUUUCCCUUGUAUCACAGAGCAUUAAAUCGCAUUAAUGGUCAGCAUAUAAAGCUUGGACAGACUUUAAGUGUGUGUUUUACAAUCAUUAUAGAUAAAACACUAUCAUUAAAGUCCAAACUAUUGAUGGCGAAUGUGCCGUUACCACUAAACCGUGUCUGAAAUACAGCGUUCCCUCUAAUAAAGGGGUGUUCUUAUUUUCUCUGUUCUGUUUGUAUGAUCAGGCCCAUGUUAGGCAUUAAAGUGUGUGUGUGUGUGUGUGUAUGUGUGUGCGUACACAGGGCAGCUAAAUCAUCAGUAUAUAGUGUACAGUGAGACUUUCUGAUCUGAACCGGUGCUAAUAACACACACGCUGUCUUUAACCCAGUCACACCUUCAGCCGUAACGCUUUCAGACGCCCCAGGUUUGUAUUAUAAAGCACUUGCAUGUGCUUCUUGUGUUGAUAUGAUGUGAAUUUGAUCUUGAUCAUAAUAAACUGAUCUUCAAACAAAA